UGAGACGGCUGCUCGGCGGCGGCCGGCGCGCGGCGCGACGUCAGCGCCAGUGGCCGGCCGGCAGUGUUUACCGAGGGAGCUCCGCGCGCGUGCGCCCAACACCAGUGUUUGCCAGCCGUGUUUGCUCAGCCGCUGACGAGUCGCCGUUCGAGCCCCGGACCCCGUCUACCGAGAGGAGCCGUCUGCCCUAGGAUGCAGCCGCCGCCGCCGCGCGCGCUGGCGACCCUGCUGGCCCUGGCGGCGACGCUCCUGCCAUCUACCGGCGCCGACGAGAAGAACCAGCGGCUGCCGUGCGGCCUGGCGCGCAUGAAGUGUCUCUAUCGCGACGGCUGCAGGAAGGCGCUCGAUAACUACAUGGAUGGGUGCCUGGAUAUUAUGAAUGGUCACGCCAAGACGUGCAAUGAUUUUUGCACCAAGAGUUUGAUCGCGCUGACGUCGACUCUGCCAGGGCACGCGUUGAUGGAGUGUGACUGCGGCGAGGACGAGUUUUGCCGCACCUCCAAACUGCGCCUGGCGCCGUGCCGGCCGCAGGUGCAGUACGCCAAUCAGAACGGCACGGUCGUCUCCUGCGAGGUAGCCCAGUGGAUCUGCGGCGCCGACAACCUCUGCGGCACCGCGCUCGACUACUACUUCCGCAACUGCAGGGCCAUGUUUGCCGGCAAGCGCUGCUCGCGACGGUGCAACAACUCCAUCUCGAUUCUGCAGCGUCAGGAGCGUGCGGCGAAGCUGCAGACGUGUGUCUGUGAUGGAGACAGGCAGGCGAGGGACGGCUGUGUCGAUAUCAAGAGGAAUAUGAAUCAGCUGUGCUUCGGGAAGCCGUAUAUUGAUGAAGACAGAGAGGAAGAGACGAAUGAGAUAUCGGGUGCUGGUGGCGCCGCCGCGCGGACUUUAAGUGCGGCUGUAGGUGUACAGGUGGCGCUAGUGUUGUUAGCCGGGCGGUGAGGGGCAGUGAGACGUGCGCAGCGUGGAAACGCGUGCAGACACAUUCCUACGAGAAAUACUCAUCCGAGUUGUUGCAGAGCCGACCUCAGUGUUGCCCACUUGUUGUACACCGUGUUGCAGUGUUGAUAUCUCGGGUUCGAACCCUCCGACGGACAAUCGUCGCGUCGGUUUUUACGGCAGGGGAUUUACCUCCGUUUUAUGCGAUUUUGUACAGAGUGUAUGCGUGUAUCGCCGUGUUGUGUGUGUAUAGAUGAAUCAGCUAGUCACCACGUACAAAUGUUCUGGUUCACGAGGCUUGCUCAGCGUGGGCUUUGUGACGUCAGAACAACCUCCUGCCCCCAUUGGUGGAUUACCUCGCCUGUUAACCAAUCCGUGCCCGCGGUCGAGUGCCUAAAUGGUGCCUUAGAACAGACAGCGUGCAUUUAUAAAAAGAGUUUUAAUACAGUGGAUAAUUUAAA
Amphibalanus amphitrite is the source of this 1400-nucleotide messenger RNA. Its product is annotated as growth arrest-specific protein 1-like. The coding region runs from base 193 to 942 and encodes 249 amino acids. The record is from RefSeq and is a predicted model, not a curated record. NCBI's taxonomy places the organism in Eukaryota, Metazoa, Arthropoda, Thecostraca, Balanomorpha, Balanidae. Gene Ontology annotation, biological process: regulation of cell cycle. The transcript has 3 exons.